GUUUGACAUCUACAGGAAGGUGCCAAAAGACCUUACACAGCCAACCUACACAGGGGCUAUUAUCUCUGUCUGCUGCUGUCUCUUCAUACUGUUUCUCUUCCUGUCUGAGCUCACCGGAUUCAUAGCCACUGAAAUAGUUAAUGAGCUGUACGUGGAUGACCCAGACAAGGACAGUGGAGGUAAAAUAGAAGUGAAUCUGAACAUCAGUUUGCCAAACCUGCAUUGUGAAUUGGUUGGACUAGACAUCCAGGAUGAAAUGGGAAGGCAUGAAGUGGGUCAUAUCGACAACUCGAUGAAGAUCCCUCUCAAUAACGGGGAUGGCUGCAGGUUUGAGGGCCAUUUCAGCAUCAACAAGGUCCCUGGCAACUUCCACGUGUCAACACACAGUGCCACUGCACAGCCCCAGAACCCUGACAUGACUCAUGUCAUCCACAAGCUCUCCUUUGGGGACAAGUUACAGGUCCAUAAUGUCCAUGGAGCAUUCAAUGCCUUGGAGGGAGCAGAUAAACUCAGCUCAAACCCUCUUGCAUCUCACGAUUACAUCCUGAAGAUAGUCCCAACCGUGUACGAAGACAUGAGCGGGAAGCAGCGAUACUCCUACCAAUACACGGUAGCAAACAAGGAGUACGUGGCCUACAGCCACACAGGUCGCAUCAUCCCUGCCAUCUGGUUUAGGUACGACUUGAGCCCCAUCACAGUGAAAUACACAGAGAGGCGACAGCCUUUGUACAGGUUUAUCACAUCGAUAUGUGCCAUUAUUGGAGGAACAUUUACUGUAGCUGGGAUCCUUGACUCCUGCAUUUUCACAGCAUCAGAGGCCUGGAAGAAGAUCCAGCUGGGGAAAAUGCAGUAGUGGUGAACCUCUCCCUUGGUCUCCAAGGACAGGAGCAACGAUUGAGAAAUCUACCACUACCUGUUUUUGUCUUUAUUUCCUAAUUGAUCGAAUCAGUAUGUUUUUUUCUCUAAUCAGGCUGUUCAGUGAAGAUGUCUUCAACAAAUCAAAGAAAUCUCCAUGCAUUUCAGAGCUCUGAGAGGGAAAAAUCAAGGGAAUCAGGGUGUGGAUUUCAGGGUCCCUCCCCCCAGAAAGAGAGGUUGAAAUGCCAUGAA
Molecule: messenger RNA, 1107 nt
Organism: Acanthisitta chloris (rifleman)
Lineage: Eukaryota; Metazoa; Chordata; Aves; Passeriformes; Acanthisittidae
Gene: ERGIC1
Product: endoplasmic reticulum-golgi intermediate compartment (ERGIC) 1
Exons: 9
Biological process (GO): endoplasmic reticulum to Golgi vesicle-mediated transport; retrograde vesicle-mediated transport, Golgi to endoplasmic reticulum
Cellular component (GO): endoplasmic reticulum membrane; COPII-coated ER to Golgi transport vesicle; Golgi membrane
Source: RefSeq, a predicted model, not a curated record